AUGUCUGCAAAAGUCUUUGUGACGGGGAUUACAGGCUAUAUCGGGGGCCAGACUGUGGUUCAUUUAAUUCGCAAACUCCCUGAUUUGAGCAUGACUGCACUCGUCCGCGAUGGAGGGCAAGCAGCUGCUGUUAAGGCUGCCUUGCCACAGGUCAAGACAGUUGUUGGUAAUCUUGAUAGUGUAGAUAUUCUUGCACGACUGAGCGCGGAAUCCGACAUUGUACUUCAAUGCGCGUCCGCAGAUCAUCCUGUUGCCGUCGCCGCCAUCAUCAAAGGAAUAAAGUCGAAGCCCGUAGGGAGUGCCCCAGGCUUUCUCAUCCACACCUCCGGCACUGGAAUACUAGGAGACCCGGACCAGGAUUAUGGUGCGCCACCUGACAGGGAGUACGACGAUGUCGCUGAUAUCGAAACCAUCACCAAUUUCCCGCUAAAACGGUGGCACCGGAACGUUGACAAGCUCGUGCUCGACGCGUCCGCGGGCGAUAACCCAGUCGACAACGCUAAGAUCAAGACUUGCAUCGUUUGCCCCCCAACCAUCUAUGGAAGGGGCGAUGGCCUCAUCCGAGCCCGCAGCGUCCAACUUCCGGAUCUAGCUAACGCCGCUCUUCGCCGGGGUAGGUCCCUCACUGUCAACAAGGGGGAGAAUGAAUGGAGAAAUGUGCACGUCGCAGACUUAGCCGAUGCCUAUAUUCUCCUCGUUGAAGAAGCUCUCAAGGGUGGUGGCAAGGCAGACUGGAAUGCGGAGGGGUAUUACUUCGUUGAAAAUGGACACCAUGCUUGGAAAGACCUAGCGAAGGCUGUAGCUCAGGACGGGCUUAAAAAGGGAUAUUUUAAGAGCGAUAACGUGGAUGAACUCUCUGUGGAGGAAACGUUGGACGUGCAGUCAACCCCUCAUCCCGGACCCGAUAUUUGGGGUGUGAAUUCGCUGGGAAUUGCGAGUCGCAUUAGAUCUCUGGGUUGGAAGCCUCAGAAACCCUCGAUAUGGGAGUAUGUCUCAGAAGCUGUUGAUAUAGAAGCUCAAGCCCUAGGGCUUGAUAAGUAG
Messenger RNA from Penicillium expansum, 1041 nucleotides. RefSeq lists its product as uncharacterized. NCBI's taxonomy places the organism in Eukaryota, Fungi, Ascomycota, Eurotiomycetes, Eurotiales, Aspergillaceae. The record is from RefSeq and is a predicted model, not a curated record. The coding region runs from base 1 to 1041 and encodes 346 amino acids. The transcript is spliced from 3 exons.